This is a messenger RNA of Canariomyces notabilis, 2126 nucleotides long. Its product is annotated as glycosyltransferase family 22 protein. Lineage: Eukaryota; Fungi; Ascomycota; Sordariomycetes; Sordariales; Chaetomiaceae. Gene Ontology annotation, cellular component: endoplasmic reticulum membrane. Gene Ontology annotation, molecular function: alpha-1,2-mannosyltransferase activity. Gene Ontology annotation, biological process: protein N-linked glycosylation. The transcript has 3 exons. Bases 90 to 1928 code for a protein of 612 amino acids. The record is from RefSeq and is a predicted model, not a curated record.
GCUGUGCUGGACCUCAUUGGAAAUUCUCAACAUUCUGGGGACAAAUCUGGACUCGAGUUAUAGGUCUCGGAGGCCAUUGCAACACCAAAAUGGCUCCCAAAGCCGUACCAAAGCCUUCUAGAGCUGCAGCUCGGGCGGCAGGUGCAGAUAAAAAGGAGACAUUUGUCCAUCCAUCCGCUAAACAUGCCAGGAAGAAGGCUAUCAGGGAUGCCUUUGCAAUGGAGCCCAUCUCGGCUUUCUACAUCUUUCUUGCCGCCAACGCCGUAGCCGCCCUCUUCUCGCCGAUCCAAGACUGCGACGAGACCUUCAACUACUGGGAGCCGACUCACUACCUCGGCCAUGGCUACGGAUUACAGACGUGGGAAUACUCGCCGGACUAUGCCAUCCGCAGCUGGCUGUACAUUGCCAUCCAUGCAGCCGUCUCCAACAUCCGUCGCCUGCUCCCACACUCCAGCAAGGUUGCCGAGUUUUACUUCCUCCGCUACAUCCUCGCCUUUGGCUGCGCGCUCUGCCAGACGCUCAUGUGGCGUGCCGUCUGUCUGGCCCUCAGCCCCCGGGUUGGACUCUUCUUCAUCCUGGCUCUGGUUUCUAGCCCGGGCAACUUCCAUUCCAGCACCGCCUACCUUCCUUCUAGCUUUGCCAUGUACAUGGCCAUGGUGGGCGCUGCGGCAUUCAUAAACUGGCGCGGCGGGUUGAAGACAUCGCAGGGCAUAUUUUGGUUUGCCGUUGGUGGUGUUCUCGGGUGGCCGUUUGCUGCGGCUCUGUGCAUCCCGUUCGUUCUAGAGGAGGCCUUCUUCGCCAUCCUAAGCGAUAAGGAGCGCUUCUUCGAGUCGUUCAUCAGACUAGCCCGCGGGGCUGUAGCAACAUUGCUUUUGGUUGUUUUUGACACGGCGAUCAACACAUUCUUCUACAAGAAGGUUGAGAUUGUCUCGUGGAACAUCAUCAAAUACAACAUCUUCUCCACCAGAGGCGGCCCUGACCUCUAUGGCACGGAGCCGCCGUCCUUCUACUUCAAGAACCUCCUCCUGAACUUUCACAUCUGGUUCAUCUUUGCACUCCUCUCCCUCCCCCUCUUUCUCCUGCAAAAGCUAUUGUUCCGCCGUGCAGCAGGCGAGACCUUCCAGACCGGCCUCCGCACCCUCGUGUUUCUGAGCCCAUUCUACAUGUGGCUUGCCAUCUUCUCUCUUCAACCCCACAAGGAAGAGCGGUUCAUGUACCCAGCUUACCCCUUCCUCGCCCUGAACGCCGCGCUUGGUAUCCACACAUGCCUCACCAUCAUUGGCAAUGGCGACCCAAAAUCGCUCGUCGGCCGCAUUCCUGCCAAGCUCAAACUAGGCGUCAUCAGCAUGGCCCUAUUCUCCUCAAUCGCCAUCGGCCUAGCCCGCGUCUGGGGCCUCUACACGGGCUAUCACGCACCCUUAUCUCUCUACGCGCCACUCUCCGACCCCAAGAUCGGCGGGCCGGGUGAUACAGUCUGCUUUGGCAAGGACUGGUACCGCUUCCCUUCGUCUUUCUUCCUCCCGCGCGACAUGCACACCAAAUUUGUUCGCUCCGAGUUCAGGGGGCUGUUACCCGGGGAGUUCUCCGAGGCUCGCACGGGCUUCGGAUUCUGGAGUGGGACGUGGCUGCCUACGAUCGGACUCAACGAUCGGAACGAGGAGGACUUGGGUAAAUAUGUCGACUUGAGAUCGUGCGUAUUCCUAGUGGAUACGCAGUUCCCUGCUCGGGAACAGGAGCAGUUGCCGCCCAGUGAGCCGGAUUAUGCCAAAGAUGUAAAGAGGUGGGAGGAGGUCAAAUGCCUCCCUUUUCUAGAUGCUCAGAGGACGCACUUCCUGGCGAGGGCUCUAUGGGUGCCGGACUGGGCGAUCGUGCCUGAACGGUUUCGAAGGAGGUGGGGGAGGCAUUGUCUGUUGAAGCAGAGGAGGUGAAGGUUGUAGUCUCAGGGUCGGAAUGAUGUGAUAGACGACAGGAAUGCUUCCUUGUCUUCAGAUUAAUACCUAGAUAUCUGAUGUGUUUUAUGCAUGGGAUAGAGGCUACGGUGCAUUGGUUUAGGAGAGCAUGGACACCUACCUGACGAACCUGUACUUUAUGAAUAUACCCAGUUAAUUUACCAUCCUUAUGGUGUC